AGUUCUGCCCUAUGCCAGUUGGAUUUCUCCAGUCAGAAGCUUUCUUGGAAGCAGAAAAUCUUCACCCAAUCUUUCCUUGAAGUAGAAGGAAAUACCUUUGACGUAUCACUGCGAGAUUUCGAUGGGAGAUAACAAUGACUGCUGAUUAAACUUUAGGUACAGAUUUGAAAUGAUUGCAAUUGACUGUGUUAACAAUAACAUCUGUGCGUUUAAGUGACAGCUUCUGCUUAGGUUAAGAUGGCGCCCGCAUCUGCACAGAGACUCCUCUGACAUUCUGGAUUGUAAGGGUAAGCAGCCUGCAGAAUUUAUUUUAGUUUUAUAAUGGUGUGUUUCAAGGUAUAGCUGUAGACGCUCUUUCUCUGCGAUCAUAAAGAAAUUUAGGGAAGGCAAGCAUGGAGAAAAUGGCUAGGGUGACCACUGCCCUUGGUGGCAAUACCAUUACUGGACGAACCAUGUUCUGCCACCUGGAUGCCCCUUCCAACGCCAUUAGCGUAUGCCGCGACGCGGCCCAGGUGGUCGUUGCUGGGCGCAACAUAUUUAAGAUCUACUCCAUAGAAGAAGACCAGUUUAUAGAGAAGCUGAACUUGCGUGUGGGCCGCAAACCGUCUCUGAACUUCAGCUGUGCCGACGUGGUAUGGCAUCAGAUGGAUGAGAACUUGCUGGCCACGGCCGCCACCAACGGCGUCGUUGUGACCUGGAACCUCGGCAAGCCGUCCCGGAACAAGCAGGACCAGCUCUUUACAGAACACAAGCGGACAGUCAACAAGGUGUGCUUCCACCCGACAGAAGUGUACAUGCUUCUCAGUGGCUCCCAGGACGGCUACAUGAAAUGUUUUGACUUGCGCAAGAAAGAUUCUGUGAGCACAUUCUCAGGACAGUCAGAAAGUGUGCGGGACGUCCAGUUUAGCAUACGGGAUUACUUUACCUUUGCUGCAACUUUUGAGAAUGGUAACGUUCAGCUGUGGGAUAUCCGCCGUCCAGACCGCUAUGAAAGGAUGUUCACAGCCCACAAUGGGCCUGUAUUCUGUUGUGACUGGCAUCCAGAGGACAGAGGUUGGUUGGCCACAGGGGGCCGAGAUAAGAUGGUGAAGGUCUGGGACAUGAAUACCAACCGGGCCAAAGAGAUCUACUGUGUACAGACAAUAGCCUCUGUGGCAAGGGUCAAGUGGAGGCCUGAAUGCAAGCACCACAUUGCCACAUGCUCUAUGAUGGUGGACCACAACAUCUACGUGUGGGACAUACGCCGCCCUUUCAUUCCCUCAGCCAUGUUCGAAGAGCACAAAGAUGUCACCACAGGGAUUGUGUGGCGUCAUCUCCAUGAUCCUUACUUCCUCCUGUCUGGCUCCAAGGAUAGUACUCUUUACCAGCAUAUCUUCAAGGAUGCUAGCCAGCCGAUUGACCGGGCUAACCCCGAAGGGCUUUGCUAUAGCCUCUUUGGGGACUUGGCUUUUGCUGCCAAAGAGAGCCUCAUCUCCUCUGAUUCUAAUCGUAAACCUUAUAUUGGUGACCGACGACAUCCUAUUUUCUUCAAGCGCAAAUUAGACCCCACAGAGCAGUUUGAAUUCAUCUCGUCUUCCAGCGCCUUGAGUGUCUUCGAAGCAGAAACAGAGUGUGAUGCUGGCAGCAUGGACUGGUUUGUGCAGACUGCAAAACAGUAUGUGCUGACAGGGAGACCGCUGGCAGAGUUGUGUGACCAUAAUGCCAAAGUAGCCAAGGAGCUCAAACGCAACCAGGUUGCUCAGACAUGGACAAUGCUCCGAGUUAUUUACUCUAGCCCUAGUACAGUAUCCACAGCAAACUUAAACCACAGUAUAGGAAAGACUAGUUCCAGCCUUCCACUCAUGAAUAGCUUUAACUUAAAAGAUAUUUCCUCUGGAAUAGGCAGUGAGUCAAGGCUGGAGCGGAACAAGGGAGAGGGCCGCCCUGAAAAUAUCCUCAUGGAUUCUUCCUCUGCUUUGAUCAAUAAUGAUGAGAAUGAAGAAACGGAAGGAAGUGACGUCCCCGCAGAUUAUCUUCUUGGAGAUGUGGAAGGAGAUGAAGAUGACCUGUACAUGAUGGACCAUGAAAAUCCCCACACUGAGGAACAGGAGUACAUCCUUCCUCAGGAGGGUUUUCCUUUGCGUCACGAGAUUGUGGACAACCCCUCUGCACUGGACCACCUGCAGGACAAAGCAGACUCCCCCCACGUCAGUGGCAACGAGGCAGAGACUGUUUCCCUGACACCUGUGGAGUCUUUCUCCCUCAUUUCCAUCUCUCACUCUCUGUAUGAGAACCGCCUGCCUGCCGACUUCUUCAGCCCCAUUGUUCGCAACAUGUUGCUCUUCUAUGCCGAACAGGGGGAUGUGCAGAUGGCUGUGUCCGUGCUUAUUGUAUUGGGGGAUCGCAUCCGGAAGGAGAUUGACGACCAGGCACAGGAACAUUGGUACACCUCCUAUAUUGACCUGCUCCAGCGAUUCCAGCUAUGGAACAUUUCCAAUGAAGUCAUCAAACUAAGUACUUGCAGAGCCAUCAACUGCCUCAACCAGGCCUCCACUACCCUGCAUAUUAACUGCAGCAACUGCAAACGGCCUAUGAGCAACAAGGGAUGGAUCUGUGACAGAUGUCGACAGUGUGCCAGCAUGUGUGCUGUGUGUCACCACGUGGUGAAAGGCCUGUUUGUGUGGUGCCAGGGCUGCAGUCAUGGUGGCCAUCUGCAGCACAUCAUGAAAUGGCUGGAGAGCAGCUCCCAUUGCCCAGCAGGAUGCGGACACCUUUGUGAAUACACCUGAAGCAAAUGGA
This is a messenger RNA of Sceloporus undulatus (fence lizard), 2778 nucleotides long. It is a transcript of the gene WDR24, whose product is annotated as WD repeat domain 24. The record is from RefSeq and is a predicted model, not a curated record. The transcript has 9 exons. Gene Ontology annotation, molecular function: protein binding. Bases 393 to 2768 code for a protein of 791 amino acids. NCBI's taxonomy places the organism in Eukaryota, Metazoa, Chordata, Lepidosauria, Squamata, Phrynosomatidae. Gene Ontology annotation, biological process: positive regulation of TOR signaling.